Molecule: messenger RNA, 270 nt
Organism: Penicillium riverlandense
Lineage: Eukaryota; Fungi; Ascomycota; Eurotiomycetes; Eurotiales; Aspergillaceae
Exons: 2
Coding region: 1-270 (89 amino acids)
Source: RefSeq, a predicted model, not a curated record
AUGGACCACCCUAUCGAUUAUGCGGUCAAGGUUCUCACCGAUUUUUCUUCCGGUGUGCACCUGCAGCUGCGCCGAUGGCGUGUCGCGUGGCGGGCAUGCUGUUUCAGGAUGUUUCUCCAGACCGCAGCUGCAGAUGGAUUUUCGCCCACAAUAAUCCAAGAGGAUCGCAGAUUCGGUUCGGGGAUUAACCGGGCGCAAACAAGCCAACGCACUGUUCCAUCCCAGAUCCCUCAAAUCAAAUCCAAGCACAGCACAGCAAAUGAUAACUAA